AAGCCAGUAUGGCACAACAGGCUGCAUCUUAACAGAAUACACACCCCAAGGGACGGUAGGGGUGUGUUACCACCACAGUAUUUUUCUCCAGAGAAAUUCUUGAGAAGCAAGAAAAAAAUGGCAAAAGAACUUCAAGAAAUAAUACAAAGAUGUCAAUUUCUUGACGAAAAGAAUUUUAAAGGGGAAGAUUAUAACCUUUUUCAAGUUGCUGCACAUAAAUGUUUCGAGGAAGGGAAUAUAGCUGAAGUAUUGGAAAUUGUACAAAAUGAAAAAAAUGUGGUUAUUAUAAAAAAUAUGGGCUGGAAUCUUAUAGGACCUAUGCUCAGAUGUAUGCUGAAACAAGGGCAAGAUGAUGUUGAGAGACAAUAUUGUAUGAAAAUACUAGGCAAGUUGGUAGAAUUGUGCAGUGCAAAAGAGCUUAUACUGGGUUUUCUGGAACAGAUUGAACAAGCUUCUAGGGAACAGACAUCCUCCGUUAUUUUACUUCUGCUUAAACCUUUGCAAAAAGCACUUUUUAAACUGAAUACUAAGAAAGCCUAUUCAGUGGGGUUGUCACUGUCUACCAUUUUGAGCCAACUUUCCCUUCUGCCCAUUCCUUACACAAAACAGCAACUACAAGAAGACCAGCAUGGACUUUGCCAGUGCCUCAAUGCUCUAGCACAGUUUGUCAGACCAUUUGUCCUUGAAAUUGUUCAACACAUGGAUAUCAUAUCAGCUGGCAAUCGCAACGAUCUAAAGGAGGAACUACUAGGAUUUUGCCUGAAAAGUUUAAAAUAUCCAUUGCUAAUGGCAGAGCUUGAUCCAUUGCCUGAAGAGAUGGCUGAGAAUCCACUAAGGCAGUUUGCAGCUGAGAUAGUUGGAAUUUUAGCGGAUAUUAAAGAAUUAUUUCCACAAGUGCAUUUUCAGCCAGUAUGUAAACGUGAAAACUGGAACGAUGAAGACAUAUCGGAAAUGACCAAGGAACAAUCUUCAGAUGCUUUAGCGUGUCUAUCUUACAUAGUGUAUGUUCAGGACUGCUUUGGUGUUGACGGUCUCCCAGUAGUUUUCAACCCAUCAUAUAUUUUGCAAUGCAAUAUGGUACAUAUUAGAGCUCUGUUGAAAAAGACAGAAGAACCUGUUUUAUCAAAAGGACUUGCUCUUUUGGAGAACUGUCUCCUGAGAUUGGAAAAUAAUAGUCUUUUUCGUCAGUAUUUGGAAUUGGAAGGUUGUAUUACAACACCUCAGGAUUUGGUCAAGAUUAUGACUCAAUGCCCUUUUGAAUCUCUGAGAAAAAAGACCCUUAAGAUUUUGCAGCUGUAUUUAGAUAAGUUUGAUGAAGAGGGAAAAUACAUAUUAUUUAGAUGUUUAUUGAAGACUAGCAACCAUUCUGGCGUGGAAGGACACAUUAUUCAGAAUAUUAAAAAUCAAAUUGAUUUGUCCUUAAAGAGGGAAGAAGGCAGCAAGUUUUUUACUGGACUCCAGCUGGUCUCUCUGUUGGACAUGGUGCUCUCACUUCCUGAAGGUGCUGAAACUGAUCUUCUCCAGCACUCAGACAGAAUAAUGGCCUCACUGAAUUUGCUGAGAUAUUUAUUUAUUAAGGAUAAAGAAGAUGACAAUAAGACUUGUGUAUGGACAGAACUUUACAAAAUAGAGAGUAAUUUCUUGAAGCCUUUACACACUGGACUUAAUAUGUCAAGAGCACACUAUGAAGCAGAAAUAAAAAGGAAGAAAGAAAAUAAAAAAGAGCCUCACAGUUCUAAAAAGCCCCUUACUCAAUUGAUAACUAAAGCAAAGAUGUCAGGAAUUACAAAGGACAUGGAGCUUCAAGCUCUUCACUCUGCACUUUUCACAUUUGAUUUAAUGGAGAGUGUUCUGGCGAGGGUAGAAGAACUCAUGAAAACAAAGGCUGCAACUGAAGAACCCACUGGAGUCAAAUAAAAUCUUUAUUUCAGUAUUCCACUUAUCAAGUUGGACUCGCCGAAAUAUAACAUGCCAAUUUAAUGCUGGUCUUGUUGUAUCACUAUGUAGUUUCACAGUAACAUGUAACACUACCUAUUUAUAAAGGCAUACUAUGAAAUAAAGUAGCAAUAAAAAAGGAAGCAAGAAUUACAAAAGAUAUUACUUGGUACAAUCAAUUUUAUUCACAAGAUUUAUGAUUAGAUGGAUUAUUAAAAAUUGAGGGAAACUAUUGUUCUGCUUGAAUCCCAUGAAAAUCAGAUGCAUAGAAUUAGUGACUUUCUCCUGGGCAGUUUGAGAAACACAAUGGAAGGGGUAGAAAAUAAUUGGCAAAAGUUGUUUGCUUUUUUCCGAUCCUUCCCCUUCUAGACGCAAGUUUCAGUUAGAUUGUAAUUUGUUCUAUGAAUAGAAGGGCUUCUUCCAUUAACAGAAUCCAGCUGGUUCUGGAUUUAAUCCCAUAGAAUUAAGUCUCAUACUAGUGAAUUGAUUGACAAAAGCUGCUUAUAAUUUAAUUCCUAUUUUUGUCACAGGCUUAUAUACAGAUGUGUUGGUAAAAAGAUUCCUGUUACUUAAAUUUCAAUCGGUAUGAUACAAGUCCCCAUGGUACAGUAGUACAAAAAGAAGAAAAAUAACAUUGCUAAAAUACAGAAUAAGAAUUGUCAAAAAGCAAAAAUAGAAGCGAGUAAACAACUAUUGUGAUGUAAAACUGUAAAGUUAGAAUCAUGUCUAUCAGCUGCUCUUCUGUACUUUUGAAUAAUGUCCAUUCUCCCCUGAAAUUAAUUAGAUGAUAUUGAGAUCCUUAUAUACAAGCUUGUGGUUUAUAUCUGUCCUUCUUUUUACUAUUGAAAGGAAAAUGUAUAAGGGUAAUAUUUCUUUCUUUAUACUGGAGAUUAAACAUCUAACAACAGAGAGUUUUUUAUUUUGAACAUAUCUACUAAAGUAUAUUUUCAGACAGGUGUUGAUUUUUUUGUUGGAUAUGUUUUUUUAAGCACAAA
Messenger RNA from Thamnophis elegans (Western terrestrial garter snake), 2930 nucleotides. RefSeq names its product glomulin, FKBP associated protein (gene GLMN). Gene Ontology annotation, cellular component: cytoplasm. Lineage: Eukaryota; Metazoa; Chordata; Lepidosauria; Squamata; Natricidae. Gene Ontology annotation, molecular function: ubiquitin-protein transferase inhibitor activity. The record is from RefSeq and is a predicted model, not a curated record.